GAAAAAACGGAUACGUUACAGCGUUGCUUCCGCGUGUUGCAGAAGAGACGUACGCGCCAUUAGGAUCAUGCCGAAGUUUUAUUGCGACUACUGCGAUACGUAUCUCACCCAUGAUUCGCCUUCAGUCCGUAAGACUCACUGUAGUGGGAGGAAGCACAAGGAGAAUGUAAAAGAUUAUUAUCAGAAGUGGAUGGAAGAGCAGGCACAGAGCCUAAUUGACAAAACCACUGCUGCAUUUCAACAAGGAAAGAUACCCCCAACACCUUUUGCGGCUCCGCCAGCUGGAAGUGCCAUGAUCCCACCACCUCCAAGCAUGGGUGGGCCUCCUCGACCUGGAAUGAUGCCUGCUCCCCCCAUGGCUGGCCCUCCUAUGAUGCCGAUGAUGGGACCACCUCCUCCAGGAAUGAUGCCAGUGGGCCAUGGUCCUGGUAUGAGACCACCCAUGGGAGCUCACAUGCCUAUGAUGCCUGGCCCACCCAUGAUGCGUCCACCGACACGCCCUAUGAUGCUACAGUCCCGGCCUGGCAUGGCACGCCCUGACCGAUAGAAUUUUUACAGUUAUUUGUAGCUGUGCUAAACUUUGUAGUAUGGAUGCUUAUUGCAGUUCAUGCAAAUCAAGAAAAUCACAGCACUCGUACAAGUGUGCCUGCUCUGUAUUGCCAAAAAUUGGUGCAAAACCCAUCGAUGUUAAUUCUCUAAUAUAAUUUGCUCUGAAUUUAAAGGGUAUCAAACAUGCUUAUAUAUUCCAGUAUUCCAACUUACUGCAGGUACGGAAAAGUGCAAAGUGCAUUUGUUUAAACUUGAUUUCGGAAAUGUGAUGUCAAGUCUUGACAGUGUCCUAUGUGUUUGCCAUGAGCACACAAGAUGCAGAAAUUUUUUUUUGUUGUGAUUUUGUACCUAGAGAAAUGUAAACUGUUUUAUCACCAAAAAACAUACGACUUCUUUUUGUAUAUAAGAAUUUCUGUCACCAAACUAUGUAAAAGUAUUAUUGUAGAAGUAUUGUUUUUUUAUAGUAUUUUUUUUGCAGGGACAAAAGUACAUUACUACAGUUUUCACAUUUUGCCCAUUGUCAUGUUCCAGAAUUUUGCUGGAAUAGGCGUAUAAAAAUGUUUUAUAACCCACAACUCUAGCUUUGACUGGAAUAUGGCAUUGCAUAUUUACAUCUGUUUAAAAUGUUUUUAAUUCUACUUUUGACAAUUGUAGUAAAAUAGUUAUCAAUUAAAGAUUUUUAGUUGCUGUUGUAA
Molecule: messenger RNA, 1244 nt
Organism: Xenopus tropicalis (tropical clawed frog)
Lineage: Eukaryota; Metazoa; Chordata; Amphibia; Anura; Pipidae
Gene: snrpc
Product: small nuclear ribonucleoprotein polypeptide C
Biological process (GO): mRNA 5'-splice site recognition; spliceosomal snRNP assembly; mRNA splicing, via spliceosome
Cellular component (GO): U1 snRNP; commitment complex; U2-type prespliceosome
Molecular function (GO): mRNA binding; nucleic acid binding; U1 snRNA binding
Source: RefSeq, marked provisional